This is a messenger RNA of Brassica napus (rape), 1674 nucleotides long. Its product is annotated as polyadenylate-binding protein RBP47C-like. The transcript is spliced from 2 exons. The record is from RefSeq and is a predicted model, not a curated record. NCBI's taxonomy places the organism in Eukaryota, Viridiplantae, Streptophyta, Magnoliopsida, Brassicales, Brassicaceae. Gene Ontology annotation, cellular component: cytosol. Gene Ontology annotation, molecular function: mRNA binding. The coding region runs from base 630 to 1433 and encodes 267 amino acids.
AUAUACAGCUAACCAACUCUUAUUCAAAUAUAUUACAUUUCCAAAGAAACUGGUAGAUUGCAAUUGCGACUAAUUAAGACGCAUUUCAAUUUUACUUGUUAUACAACUUCGAAGUUUUGAAAAAAAUUGAUUAAACAUUUUUAUUACAAUUCACCUAAAAUCUAGUGUUUAAUUAUAGAAAAUUUCCUGAUCGAGAACGAAAAAAAUAUAUAACUAAAAUAAGUUAACUUUUGGGUCAAAAUAUUAUAUAAUACAGUAAAUUUGUUGACAAAUUAAGAGAACGGUAAAUUUAAGUUCUUAACAUAUUAUUGAAUUACAAAAGUCAAAGAAAAUAAAAUUAAAAAGGAAAGUAUAUUAUGCUUAAUAAACAGUCAUAAAUGCAAUAAACAAACAAAGCCAACAACUUCCAUAAUCUACAACUUUAUGUUUAAUCCAAUGGUUAACAAUUAAACUAGGUAACUAUGCAUUACCUUUAGCACAUGCUUCAACCUAUGCCUUUCAUUAAUAGAACUUCUUAUAAUUCUCUCUCAACUCUUAAAAUUUCUUCACCUUGGUCUGAACUAAGAUUUAUCUAAUCUAUCACAGUCAUAAGCUUAUUUGAUUACGAGGACGAGGAGAAUCAAAGCAAAAUGUUUCCAUCGCCACAGCCGCAUCACCCACAAGGGAUGAUGACACUAUACACACCUGCAUUUUUAAUGUCGCAUCAUAUGAUGUAUGCGUCACCGCCACCGCCUUACUCGCCUAAUCAUCAAUAUUUGAAUCAUAACCCGAAUCACGAAUCUCGUGGUGACGAAUAUCAGAACACAUCUAACAGCGAGAAAAAAACCAUUUGGAUUGGUGAUUUGCAUCAUUGGAUGGAUGAGAAUUAUCUUAAAUGUUCUUUUGCUUCGGUCGGCGCGGUGGUUUCGAUCAAGGUUAUCCGCAAUAAGCACACUGGUUUAUCUGAAGGCUAUGGCUUUGUGGAGUUUCUUUCGCAUGAUGUGGCUGAUAAAGUUUUGAAGAAGUUUAAUGGAACAUAUAUGCCGAAUACAGAUAUGCCUUUCCGUUUAAAUUGGGCCAGUUCUAGCACCGGCGAGGAGAAUGAACAUGAGCUCUCUAUUUUUGUGGGGGAUUUGGCGCCAGAUGUCUCUAAUUCUCUAUUGUACAACACCUUUUCAGAGAUCUAUCCUUCGGUUAGAGCUGCAAUAGUUAUCAUAGAUACAUAUACUGGUAUAUCAAAGGGUUUCGGUUUUGUGAGGUUUGGAGAUGUAAACGAGAGGACCAAAGCAAUGACAGAAAUGCAUGGCGUAAAAUGUUCUAACAGAGCUAUGCGAAUAGGUCCUGCAACACCUAAGGAGACAACAAGUUUUCGACAACAAGGUUUUUUUUUUCUUUCGACUUUUCAAUCUUUUGAUUUAUAUAUAGUUGUAGUUUUGGGUUCGGUUUAUUCCUAAAAAGGCAACUGGAUAUUUAUCUUAUUAAGGUAGAAGUACUUUAAGUUUUUGUUCGAAAACAUAGAUAGUAGUAAAAAAUAAAUAUAAUGACGUUUGAAAACAUGGAUAUCAAUAAGUUAGGAAAUAAAAAGUAAUGACUUAUGCUAUUAAAAAAAUUGGAACUCCAUUACAUUAUAUUAAUCUAUCUUAUUAAAGUAGAGGUACUUAAAACUUUUGUUUGGAAACAUGGAUAGUAGUAAAA